AUGCAGGAUUGCAGCCAGCUGACACGGUGCUUCGCUGUAGGCGGUCUGUCCGGCCUCGUCGUUGCGACUCGACUGUCGGAAGAUGCGUCCAAGUCGGUCAUUGUCCUCGAAGCAGGCCCGGACGCCACAAACAACGCCAAUGUGACGACGCCAGCGUACGAAACGAUGCUCACGGCAACCGAGCUCGACUGGAACCUGACGACAGUGGCGCAGAAGCAUGUGCAGAACCGCACAAUGAUGUACCAACAGGGGCAUGGUCUGGGCGGGGGCAGCCUCGUCAACUACAUGGCCUACUCGCGAGGUGCGCCCUCCGUAUUUGACGUCUGGGCGCGCACAACGGGAGACGAGUCGUGGGCGUGGUCGAAGCUCGCUCACUACUUCAACAAGGCUACACACUUUCACAAACCGCAAAGCAAGGGAGUGACGAUUCAAACGCAUGAUAACCUUUACAGGAAUGCACGAGGACCCAUCGACGUGAGCUAUCCCCGCACCCAGGAGAACUUUGCCUCGUACUUUGUGGCCGCCUUUCGCAACUCGACCCACGGCGGCCCUGGGCUGCCCAUCAUCGACUACAAUGCCGGCGAGUCGAUUGGCGUCGCGUACCACUCCAUGUCGAUUGCUCCGCGCACGGCCACGCGUGCCUCAACGGCCAGCGCCUACCUGCCACUCCUCAAAGGCCGCCGAAACGUCCGCGUCGUGACUGGCGCACGUGUUGACACGCUGACGAUGGCCAAGAAGAGGGCGACGGGCGUCCUAUAUACCGACAUCCUGCUGCUUCUUGCGGGCAUCGGUCCCCGUGACCACCUCGGCUCGCUGGGUAUCCCUGUGGUGGAGGACCUGCCCGGUGUGGGCAGCAAUGCACAGGACCACGUGUUCCCUUCCCUGACGUACGAAGUCGUGUCCUCGAUCGACACCACGGCACAGUGGCUCAAUGAGACAUACUUUACCGAACUCAAAGACGACUAUCGCAAGGACAAGAAUGGCACCCUGGACUCGGAUCUGGGCGGUGCACAGGCCACGGAGCGGGUACCAGACGCCCUGCUUAAGCAGUGGAAUGCCUCAUACCACCUCAGCCUGCCACACGACCAGAACAACAUCCAGUACCUCUUUGACAGCACCCUCUUUGGCCAGCCCACCAACACCAAGAAUAUUGUCACCGUCGUUCCAGUCCUCGUGACGCCCGAGUCUCGCGGCACCGUGCGUCUCGGCUCGCGCGAUCCCUCCCAGCCGGCCUUGUAUGAUCCAAAUUACCUUGACUCGAUGGCCGACCGCCGCAUCAUCCAGUGGGGAUUUCAUCGGCUCCGUGACGCCAUGCGCUCCGAUGCCCUGCGCUCGAUCCGCGUGGGCGAAUACACGCCUGGCAACAAUGUCACCUCGAGCGAGGACGUUAUGGAUGCUAUCACGCAGUCUCUAGCUACGAUUCACCACGUCUGCGGCACAGCAGCCAUGGGGCCCAAGUCCAAGGGGGGCGUCGUCGAUGAGAAGCUGCGCGUCUACGGCACCGAGGGUCUCCGCGUAGUCGAUGCAAGUCUCUUUCCCACCAUCCCUACUACACAGAUCCAGUCGGCCGUCUAUGCUGCUGCCGAGAAGGCGGCUGAUAUAAUCAAGGCCGCCCCAUAG
Acaromyces ingoldii is the source of this 1620-nucleotide messenger RNA. RefSeq names its product alcohol oxidase. The record is from RefSeq and is a predicted model, not a curated record. Gene Ontology annotation, molecular function: oxidoreductase activity, acting on CH-OH group of donors; flavin adenine dinucleotide binding. Gene Ontology annotation, biological process: secondary metabolite biosynthetic process. The transcript has 6 exons. The coding region runs from base 1 to 1620 and encodes 539 amino acids. Lineage: Eukaryota; Fungi; Basidiomycota; Exobasidiomycetes; Exobasidiales; Cryptobasidiaceae.